GAGAGUUGGCGUGUGAUCGUGGAUAAGUCUAGUAAGAUAUCAAAGUUGUACCAAAACGUUGUUGAUUACUUCGUAACAGAGUGGACUUAACCGUGUGAUUCACUGUGACAUUGUGCCUUAAGCUAGGAUUGUGUUCCCAUUUUUUUUUGAUGUGCCUAGUCUUAUGUAACUGGUGUCACCCAGGGCUACAGUCAGAAGUAGAAUUCUAAGGGAUUCUGUUGUGUAUUUUAUCCUGUAUGAUACCUCUGUGUAUGACCUCUGGUGUUGACCUUUAACCUCCUACCUCAAGAUGUCAACUGGUGGUAAUGAUGCCAGUGAUAUGCUGGCUGCUGCCCUGGAACAGAUGGAUGGCAUCAUAGCAGGCACUAAGCUUCAAUUUCAAAAUGGUCUGAAUUCUGCCGAGCCACGUAAUAUUCCCAGUGCGGAUGUGCAGAUCCUGAAAUUACUGGAGGAUGUAAAAGACGCUUUGGAUAAUGCCGACACUGAUCAUAACGCCUCUACUAGAAACCAAGUUCCAGUGACUACUUCACAGUCUAUCGUAGCAUGGUUAAAAGGCGAAGAUAGUUUACAGUGGAGAUAUCCAUUUAUUCCUUUGGUCUUGACUAAUGGCAAUAGUUGUCAAUGUCAUCACCAUGACAAUGACGAGGAGAAGCUGCAAAGACUGGAAGAUGAUAAGUCUUCAUUGAUGUUACAAGUCAGUGUAUUGACUGAUCAGGUGGAAGCGCAGACAGACAAUAUCAGAGAACUAAAUACCAUCAUUGAACAGACCCUAUUAAAAGUGGAUAAAACUGAAGAAAUGUUACAACAGGAAAUUGGAGAAAGGACGUCUUUACAGAACGAGAAGUUGAACCUUGUGGAUACUGUGUCUGAACUGAAGAUAAAACUUGCCAGGUCGGAAAGAGAUCAGUUAGAACCUGAUGACAGACUCCGAGAAUAUAUGAAUGAGUUGGCUGAGUAUAAAACCCAGGUGAGGGAAAAAGAUGAAGAAAUUGAAUGUUUACGAAGGGAAAUUGACACCUUGAGGAAAGUCAAAGAAGCUACAACAAACCUUGAAAAAGAUACUGAAGUAGGAAAAUUAAAAGAAGCAGUAGAGUCAUUGAUGGUAGCUAAUGGUGAAAAAGAUAGAAAAAUUGAUGAGUUGAAACGAUCGUUGAAUCGAUACCGAAGAGUUCAAGACAUGGUCAUGAAUGCCCAAGGUAAGAAAGAGAACGGCAUGGAGUGUGCACAGAGUGAUAGUACAUCAACGUUAAAUUCUCAGCCGUCGACUGUUGAUUUGGAAGAGUCGAAUAGAGAUAAGGAAAUUGAGACAUCAAUUCCAAUCAAACAGUCAAUGCCGUUUCCGACUGCAACAUCAACUCCUGUUAACUCUCAGCAAAUCAAUUUGGUGCCAACUAGAAUGAUGCAAGAAGGGGCCAGUCCAGUCAGUGUCAUUCACAACGAUACCGUCAUACACGUUACCAAGGCAACAGAAAACAACACUACUGUGACUGUAGUUGCAGAUGUGGAAAAGACACCUCAGAUGCCAACACAUAAAUCAUCAAGUUUAGAAGAUAUUCGAGACAUGCCAGAUACAGCUAAAACUCCUGCCUAUCCAGACUACAGUACACUACCAAAUUCACCACGGAAACCAAAAGAUGUGCCUUAUUCCAUAGAAGUUGAACAGCAACAACUACAACAUCAACAGCAGCAGCAGCAGCAGCAAGCUUCAAACGGUAUAGAUAGAUUGCAGGAACCCCCGCCGCAGCAUGUAGAAGAAAAUAAUCUAGGUAAAGCAAGCGCCUCCUAUGGGAGGGGUGUGUUUAAAGUUAAAGGUGGGAAAAGGUCUAACAGUGCUCCAAAUUUAGCUGAAACAGAAGUAGUUGGUAUGGAGGAAGAGAUAGAAGAAGAACGUGGUAGCAAAGGUAGUUUGCAACGAUAUGGUGGCAUGGCAACCCUGGAUAAAGCAGGAGGUACUGGCAAAGAACAAAAGAAAAAGAAGAGUGGUUUCAAACGUUUUUUUGGCAGGUUGAGGCGAAGCAGUUCGGGUAGUUUAAACCUUGAAGAAGAAGAUGAUAAUGGUUUUAAUCGUGGUGGCCGUCUGCGCUCUACUGCAGGUGCAAGACUGGGAUGGUCAAAAGAUCUUAAAAACCAUAAUGAUAUUGAUGUGCCAUUUGCUAACUGGGACUCUGAUAAAGUAGCAGCAUGGUUACAUGAAAUGGGAUUAGGUCAGUACGUCAGUGCAUGUAAGCAGUGUGUUAGAAAUGGUUCUACCCUCAUCAAGGCAACUCCGCAUUUCCUAGAAAAGGACCUUGGAAUUAAACAUCCAUUGCAUCGAAAGAAAUUACAGCUUGCUCUGAGAGCAACAGCGUCUGAAGAACCUGAUAAAAUGGGUGAACUUGACUAUAACUGGGUGACAAGGUGGCUGGAUGAUGUUGGGUUACCACAGUACAAGGAUUCCUUCAAUGAAUCAAGGGUUGAUGGGAGGAUGUUACAUUAUAUGACUGUGGAUGAUUUGUAUUUUUUGAAAGUUACUAAUAUUUUACAUCAAAGCAGUUUAAAAAGAGGAAUUCAGUGUUUACGUAUCCAGAAUUUUCAUCCUAAUUGUCUGAAAAGACGACCAACUGAUGAGUCAUGGCAGAAUGGAGCUGAAGUUAUGGUAUGGACAAGUCAUCGGGUAAUGGAAUGGUUACGUUCUGUGGAUCUAUCAGAGUAUGUUCCUAACUUGAGAGGUAGCGGAGUCCAUGGUGCACUUCUGGUACUAGAGCCAAGUUUUACAGCAGAAACCUUAGCCACCUUGUUAUCAAUUCCACCAAAUAAAACUUUACUCCGAAGACAUCUGACUACACAUUUUGUGGCGUUGGUUGGUGCUGAUUGUCAAGCUAAGAAACGUGAAUUGGAAUUGUUACCGGGGCAUAUACCACUUUCUCAGUUGGCAAAAGUCAAGCCCAAAAAGAAAACACCCAGCUUAGCAAGAAAAAAAAAAUCUGGAUGCGAGCCUGAAGACUACCUGUGUCCAAUGAAUAUAGAAAUGCCAACUGUCCCGAGAACACAGCCACGAAAUCAACAUACGAAUGGUAGCUUGCAUACUUAUAAACAGGAUAUACGCAGUGCUAAUAUGGUACACCGGCAAAAUGGGGAAGAGGAUGGCGAAGUUGAGUUGAAUGAGGGGGCUGUACUGCAAAUUGGUGCGUUCUCAGAAGAUAUUAAUAAACUUACUAAUAUGUUAGCGGAAGACAUGUUUGAUGAAGCCAUUACUUCCACUGUGUAAUCAGUGUUUUAAUUCCUACUGCCCUGUCUCCUCUUUUCUCCCACUUAUUUACACCAAUGUGUGCCUGAAUAUCUAAACAUAUCUGCCUUAUUUUGAUGUGAUAACCCAGCAAUAUUUAGUUUUAUCUUCCUGAUUUAAUUUCCAAUAAAUGUUAUUUAUUCUUGUAACCCUAACAUGUGAUAUCUAUAUCAAUCGCUUUAUUUAUUUUUAUUCCGAUAUUUGUCUCUGUGUUUCAACUGCAACUCAUACUCCUCCAGUUCAAAACUUGAACCUGAGAAGAAUUUGUCAAAAGUAUUUGCAGUUGAUAUUUUAUGAAAUUGAAAACUAAUUAUUUAAUCGAUAUGAUUCUUGUGUUUAUCAGUUCUACCUAAAAUUUUACUUUUCUUACAUUAUAAAGUUGUUCUGAUAUUUUUUAAUUUCAUGUUUUUAGUUGUUGAACAAAAUCAGAGUAAAAACAUAUUCUUGGCUUUGAUACCUUUUCUUAUGUACAUUAACAAACAUUUAUUGUAUUUAAAUGCCUACCCUGUCUAACAUUUACCAUUGUAGAGUCCACUAGCAUAUUUACGAAAGUUAAGUUGUGUAUAUAUUGUUUGAAGACAAAUCUACAAGUCAAUCUUGUGUCAAAACCUU
Messenger RNA from Saccoglossus kowalevskii, 3877 nucleotides. RefSeq names its product liprin-beta-1-like. The record is from RefSeq and is a predicted model, not a curated record. Gene Ontology annotation, cellular component: presynaptic active zone. Gene Ontology annotation, biological process: neuromuscular junction development. Lineage: Eukaryota; Metazoa; Hemichordata; Enteropneusta; Harrimaniidae. Gene Ontology annotation, molecular function: protein binding.